This is a messenger RNA of Sporisorium graminicola, 1662 nucleotides long. RefSeq lists its product as uncharacterized. Gene Ontology annotation, molecular function: oxidoreductase activity. The transcript has a single exon. The record is from RefSeq and is a predicted model, not a curated record. Gene Ontology annotation, cellular component: cytoplasm. NCBI's taxonomy places the organism in Eukaryota, Fungi, Basidiomycota, Ustilaginomycetes, Ustilaginales, Ustilaginaceae. Bases 1 to 1662 code for a protein of 553 amino acids.
AUGUUGAGCGACGACCAAGAAUAUGUCGACAUCUCGACCAUCGGCAUCGACCAAGUCGCCCAGACACCUGCACCCCUUCCGUCUUCAUCUGAAAAGGCCACCGUCAGCUACUGGUUGGCCACCACGGCUGCUCACCAACUUCCCGACUCGCUAGACACCCUUCCCACCGAAUCUGACACUGUCAUCAUCGGGUCUGGCAUCACAGGUGUCUCGACCGCUUAUCAUCUCGUCACCUCUGCUCCAUCCUCGAAUUCGCCCAUUUCAUCCAUCACCAUCGUCGAAGCGCGCGAUUUCUGCUCUGGCGCCACAGGACGCAACGGCGGACACCUCUCAGAGGCUUCUGCGCUAGCGUACACCGAAAUCGCUGCCAAUCCUAACCACCUUCUCGGCACGCGCGCUUCGGGCCUCAGUGCAGAUGACAUCAAGGUAGAGUCUGCCAAAGUGGUCGAGCAAAUUCUGAAGUUCGAAAAGCGUACGGCUGAUGCUAUCCGCUCUCUCAUCGCGGAAGAGAAAGUUGAAGAGGAGAUCGGCUUUACCGACGACAGGAACUGGCACCUCUGCUUUGAGCAUGCAGAAGUGGACGCAUUCGAGAAGUCGCUUGCGCAAGCUGCCCAGCACGAUGGACUGCGUAAGUUCGUCGAGCAGGUGCGUCGCGUGCCUAAGGAAGAGGUCAAUAGACGCAUGGACAAGCCAGUAGGUAUCGUGGGAGUGUACGAGAUCCCCGGGGCAACGCUGCACCCCCGUGCGCUCGUGUCCGUCAUCUACCGGCGUGCGGAACGCAUCGCUCGUGACAAGGGUAUCUCUCUCAAUGUCAUCACUCAUUCGCCCGUCGUCGGAAUCACAUCGUCCUCACCAGAGCUCACCACCCUCACCACGGUCAAAGGCGAUAUCAACGCCAAAUUCGUUGUACAUGCUACCAACGGGUACACAUCCCACCUUCUCCCGCACCUCAGCUCCAGCGAUAACGGCAUCAUCCCCACACGAGCACAGGUUGUUGCAGUCGCCCCCACACAGCGCAAGCACCUGUGGGGGAUGGCGUUGAGUGCAGGUGGCGGGUACGAGUACGGCCAUCAACGCCCUACUUCCGAGUCAUCAUCGCUCAGCGGCGCCCCAGGCGCACCGCUGUACAUCUUCGGUGGAGGGCGCGAGUACGCCGACGGCCGCGAAUGGGGCGUUGCAGACGAUACCUCGCUCAACUCCCAAGUGUCGUCGUUCCUCCAUACGUACUUGUCCAACACCUUCCCGCGCUCGUACAGCGGUGAGGAGGUGCAGAUGGAAUGGACCGGUGUAAUGGGGUACACGAAGAGCAAGGAUCCCCUCGUGGGACCUGUGUGGAAAGUGCAAGAGGGAGCGAGGAAGGGCAGGGAGUACUUGGCAGCGGGGUACAGUGGACACGGGAUGACCAGGGCGUUUGGGUGUGCACAGGUCGUUGCAGACAUGGUGUGGGCUGAUUCGAAUAGGGUCGCGUGGAGGAAGAAGGAAGAUUUCCCGACCUGUUAUCUCACUGCAGGGGCGAAGGAGGAAGGGAUGUGGCUCAAGGAGUGGAGUGCGGACAAGGUGCAAGAGGGCGAAGGAAAGGGCUCAAAUGUCGGAAACGACUCGUUCCAAGCCAGACCAGCCUCAGGCUCGACUUCUGCUAUCAACUGCUGCAACGUUGUAUAA